This is a messenger RNA of Centropristis striata (black sea bass), 5730 nucleotides long. RefSeq names its product bromodomain-containing protein 3-like. The transcript has 12 exons. The record is from RefSeq and is a predicted model, not a curated record. The coding region runs from base 439 to 2481 and encodes 680 amino acids. NCBI's taxonomy places the organism in Eukaryota, Metazoa, Chordata, Actinopteri, Perciformes, Serranidae. Gene Ontology annotation, cellular component: nucleus; chromatin. Gene Ontology annotation, biological process: chromatin remodeling; regulation of DNA-templated transcription.
AGCUCAGCUAACAGGCUAACAGCUAAUAGGCUAACUGUUAGCUAGCCAAACACCGAGCGGUAACAUCUGCACAGAUCCGCUCCGGUAGCGCGUCAAACCGCCCGGUGCUCGGCCUGGUACCGACCUAACGGCGGGAUACCGACGGCAGAACGCGCUCAUGCACCAACAGGAGCGGUUUUAAUAACAUUAACGACAGUAACGGCUCCGGUUGUGCGAUGGGAGUUUGUCUCCUCGGGGGAAACAUAGAGCUGAAAAAUCGACACCUCCAACACCUAAACUGAACACACACUAACACACACCUGUGUGCCCACACACACACACACACACACACACACACACACCCCACACACACCCUCAGGCCACAGAGGGACUAGUUUUUUCACCUCCAGGUCAGACACUGCCGUCCCACAGUGCAUUGCUGCGUUAACGUCGUCCACCAUGUCGGACGCCCCCGAGGCUGCGCCCCCCAGCCCCCCCACCCUCACCAACCCAGCCCCCCCUGAGGUCACCAACCCCACCAAACCUGGCAGGAAGACGAACCAGCUGCAGUACAUGCAGAACGUGGUGGUGAAGACUCUGUGGAAGCAUCAGUUCGCCUGGCCCUUCUACCAGCCAGUGGACGCCAUCAAGCUCUGCCUCGCAGACUACCACAAGGUGAUCAAGAACCCAAUGGACAUGGGGACCAUCAAGAAACGUCUGGAGAACAACUAUUACUGGAGCGCCAGCGAGGCCAUGCAGGACUUCAACACCAUGUUCACCAACUGUUACAUCUACAACAAGCCCACAGAUGACAUCGUCCUCAUGGCUCAGGCUUUAGAGAAAAUCUUCCUGCAGAAAGUGGCUCAGAUGCCUCAAGAAGAAGUCGCCCUGCUGCCUCCAGCUCCCAAAGGCAAGAGCAAGAGCAAACAGCCCGCUGCUGCUACUACAGUGAGUCAACAGGCGGAGUCUUCAGCCUCCCCUCCCCCCUCCUACCCCUCCCCCUCCCCCUCUCAGACACCUGUCAUCUCAACCACGCCCACACCUGUCCAGACCACACCCCCUGUAUCUGCCCCACAGCCUCCGGCAACCAUGAUGCCGUCUGCACAGCCUGUUGUCAAGAAGAAAGGUGUGAAGAGGAAAGCCGACACCACCACCCCCACCACGUCGGCAAUCUCUGCCGGUCGAGCCGACUCUCCGUCCGCUCAGGACGUCAAACCGGCUAAACUUGGCCUCUCCAGACGCGAGGCCGCCGCCCGACCCGCCAAGACCCGCAGGGAGACUGUGGAGGAGGUGGCGGGGGGCGACGUGGGAGGCGGAGGAGGCGGAGCCGGGAGGAGUAAGGGCGGUAAGCUGGGCGAGCAGAUGAAACACUGCGACGCUAUCCUGAAGGAGAUGCUCUCCAAGAAACACGCUGCCUACGCCUGGCCCUUCUACAAGCCGGUGGACGCCGAGGCUCUGGAGCUGCAUGACUACCACGACAUCAUCAAACACCCCAUGGACCUCAGCACCGUCCGGAAAAAGAUGGAUAAAGGAGAGUACAGUGAUCCUCAAAGUUUUGCAACCGACGUCAGGUUAAUGUUCUCCAACUGUUACAAGUACAACCCUCCAGACCACGAGGUGGUGGCAAUGGCCCGCAAGCUGCAGGACGUGUUCGAGAUGCGUUUCGCUAAGAUCCCAGACGAGGGCCUGGAAGCAUCAGUCCCGUCUACAACACCAUUGGUCAGUAAAAGCACCGCCUCCUCUGACAGCAGCAACAACUCCUCCUCCGACGAAUCGUCCGACUCAGAGGAGGAGCGAGCCACGCGAUUGGCUGAGCUACAGGAGCAGGUUGGUGCUGCCGACCAAUCACAGUUGAAGGCGGUGCACGAGCAGCUGGCAGUCCUGUCCCAGGCACCAGUCAGCAAGCCAAAGAAGAAGAAAGAGAAGAAAGACAAGGAGAAGAAGAAAGAGAAGGAGAAAGACAAAGGGAACAAGGGCAAGUUGGAGGAAGAGAAGAAGCCCAAGGCAGCUGCUCAGCAGCCCAAACCAGCCAAUCAGAAGAAAGCUCCAGCCAGAAAAGCCAACAGCACGGUGACCGCCACGAGGCAACCUAAGAAAGGCAAUAAGGCGUCAGGCGGUGGCUCAGCUAACGGAGAUGACGGCGAGGAGUCGUCUCUCCCAAUGUCGUACGACGAGAAGCGCCAGCUGAGUCUGGAUAUAAACCGGCUACCGGGGGAGAAGCUGGGCCGCGUCGUUCACAUCAUCCAGUCCAGAGAGCCGUCACUGAGGGACUCCAACCCCGAUGAGAUCGAGAUCGACUUUGAAACCCUCAAACCCUCUACACUUCGAGAGCUGGAGCGCUACGUCAAAUCUUGCCUUCAGAAGAAGCAGAGGAAACUACUGCAGAAGGCAGCAGGAGGAGGGGCCUCAGGAGGCGGGGCUAGUCGUUUGAGUGGCAGCUCCUCUUCCUCCUCUGAUGACAGCUCCUCAACAGGAACCUCCUCUUCCUCCGACACAGACUGAACACACACACGUUACUGAACAUGCACGCACACACACACACUGAUCACACACACAGAGGUUUAUUCACUCUACACACAGAGACACACACACACACACACACACACACACACACACACACACAACUCAAUCUAUACAGUUGACACAUUUACAGACACAUCCAUGUAAACUUCCAUCCUGAACAAACACAAACAAAAGACGGAGAUACACACUCUGAACUUCCUUUAACACACACUUACACACACAAAUAUAUAAAACACACACACAUACACACACACACACACACACACACACCCAGACUUGGAGACUGUAUGUAAAUAGGCUGACCUGUUUUUUAGCUCCUAGUGUCGUUUUUUUUUCCUGGAGGAAAUGCUGACAAACAGAAGAGAAGAAGAAGAAAGCAACAACUUCCCAGCGAGAGGAGAAGAAGGAAGACAGACAGGCAGCCUGUCUGUCUCUGUGUGGGAGUCGUAUUGAUCUUCUCUGAACACUCGAAUCGCUGCCGUGGAGGCUUUCUUCUUCUUGUUUUUGGACGGCCGGCUGUGACCCCUGACCUCUGAAAACAUUCCAGAAGCAUCUAUAGAACAUCACGGGAGAGGAGGAGAGACCUCAGCGGGUUUCACUCUGAUCAAGGUUUCCCAUAUGGAUUGAUUGGAAGUUGAGUUGCAAAGAGUUCCCUUAAAGUCAGGAGCAUUGUGAAAACACGGAGCCGACCGAUUUCUUCGACUCUUUGUUUCCAGAUAAACCCAGCAUGUUUUUAGAGACUUGAAACUUGCCGCAGAGAAAAUAUCUCAAACAGUUAAACACUUCACAUUGUUUCUGACUUCAUGAACAUUAAAUCCCUUUUGUAUGAGUCGGCAGGUUUUUGUCUUCUUCCAGAGAAAAAAAAUCCUAAUUAUUAGUAAUUCUUUUUUUUAAGACCAAAAAGAACAAUUUAAAAUGAUUAUGUUGCCUUGUAGCGGUCUCAUCUCGUCCCCACAAAAACCUAUGAAACUCGUAGACGGUCACCUGGUGGAUCGGCUGGUCAGAGUGACCUUAGACAGGAACAUCAGACACAGAUGCUGUAGAAAGAGCCGAUUGGGAGCGAUGUGAGGCGGUUCCGCCUUUAGGGAGGAGACGACCCGCUGUCUGUGUGCAGCAGAAUUCAUCUCUCUGUUGUUGGUCCUUUGCUGUGAGUGGACGGCUGGCUGAGGGGGACGAGCGGCGUCCUUUGAUCCAAAGAAAUAAAAAGUUUGAAGAGUCGACCCAAAUUUUCUCUCUGCAACAAGUCUCAAGUCUUUAAAGUUUGUUUUAAAAAUUAGAAUGCAAAUCUGAUUUGUAAAGUAAUUCAGGUUCGUAACUCGGAGUAGAAACCCUCUGAGACCGACCCGUCCUCUGCCGGUCCUGCAUCCAAAACCCACCCUGUCUGUCCCGGGGUCAGCAGUGUGGGGACGGGGCCAACAGGCUCCGCCCCCCUCACACACACACACACACCCAGAGCCGCCUCCGUCAGCAGAGAGCAAGACAGACUUUUUUUUUUUUAACACUACAUUUCCUUUUAUUUUUCAUUUUUUGAUUUUUUUCAGGUUGUGUGCUGAACUUGUUUGUGUCUUAUAAGGUUCUCUAUAUAAAAAUGUCUUUGUACCGCUGUCCUGUCCCCCCUCCCAUCCCCCCGCCCCCCCACUGCCAAACCAGAACCACUCAUACUGUAUCCCCCCCCUCCCCCCCAAACAGGUCGUCAGUUUUACGUCGGAGGUUAAAAAUGUCUUUGAUUCUUUUAAAGUUUAUUUUAGCUUAUUUUCAAACGUAAACAAAACUUCUGCUGAAAAAGUAAAGAGUUUUCCCAAAAAAAGUUGUUUAAAAUAAACACAUCAAUGUCUUUUACAAAAAACAGCUGUUUAUUUUUAAAUUAUGUAUUUUUUAAAUGUCCAACAUGAAGAAAAGCUCCGACAUCAAGUUGUUCACUGCUCUACAGACGAUAAAAAGGAUUUUAUUUCUCAACGUUUUCAAUCUUUAGCUGAAACUUCUUCAGAGUUUCUUGUUCUAAGAUGUGAAAUUUAAUUUACUAUAAUCCAGUUUUUACUUCCAGCUUUAUUAUUUUAGCUGAGCUUUGAUCUGAUUGGCUGCAACAGAUUUUAUUUUUGUGAUGUCACAACCUCGUAUCCACCCUAUUGGUUUGUUGAAAUUGAUGCGCAGGAAGUUUGUGUUUGGGAGUGUGACCUUUGAAUUUUUGGGUUUGUCGUCAUGUUAAAGGGAAGAAUGAAUAAAGGUGACACGCAUCAUGUGACCUGAAACCUCACAGGAAAGGUUCUCUGGCUGAAAGUUAAAAUUUCCAAUUUUCCACCAUGUUUUUGAACUCGUCACAGGUGGGGGCGGGGCACCGUUCUCUACUCCUCGCCGCGUUUCCUGUCGAUCAGAUCCAAUCAAUCAAUCAGGUCAAACCAAUCAGAUUUAAUCGUGUGAUUUCUCAAACACUCGGCUCACCUGUCCACCUGUCCGUCUCUCUGUUGGCAGAACGCCUCCUGUUGAUGUUCUCCUCGUGUUUGACCUUUGACCUCUGCGUACAGAUGAACCUGACUUAUUUUGUGAAUUUGGAGGUCGGACCAAGUCUUCAGGGGUCCACACCUGUCCGGUUUCGGAGUCUUCUUGUCUUCGGGUUCGUCCUCUGUGAUUGGUUGACCUCAUGUCUGUCGGCUUCUGAUUGGAUCAGGUUUCUGGCUUAAAGGUGUUGAAUCUUAAAUGUGUUUCAGUUCAGCAGCUGCGGACAAACAGCCGAUAAUUUAUUUUUCUCAUUAUUUUCUGCAACAAUCGUUUCACCGUCAGACUGAUCGUUUAUUGUUCUGGCGUGAAACACGUUGGAAACAGACGUGGUUUUAUUCUGAACAUUUCACAGACGAUCAAUAACUGAUUAAUGAUAAAUGGACAGACAGACGGACAGUGAGACGGCUCGUUGCCACGGUAACCCUUCUCUGUUUUUAGUUGAUGGUCGAGCUUUGAUGCUCAUAGUUAAUUUUUGUAUUUUAAUAAGAAAAAGGAAAACGUGAUUUUAUGUAUUUGCAUGCACUCCGGCCGUACGUUCUUUCUUCCGUAUGUUUGAGCACUGUAUAGUAGCUGUAUAGUAGCUGUCUGAGGUUUAGAUCGAACUCCGCUCAUAGAGUAGAGACAGAGAGGACGAACCGACAACCAACAAGUGAAUUAUUUGAUGUAAUUACUGAUAUGGGAUCCUUAUUUUCUGAGUUCCUUUGUUUUCAUAAAUAAACACAUAAACUGAAA